Molecule: messenger RNA, 827 nt
Organism: Portunus trituberculatus (swimming crab)
Lineage: Eukaryota; Metazoa; Arthropoda; Malacostraca; Decapoda; Portunidae
Exons: 5
Coding region: 1-693 (230 amino acids)
Cellular component (GO): membrane
Molecular function (GO): ligand-gated monoatomic ion channel activity
Source: RefSeq, a predicted model, not a curated record
AUGCUGGGGCUGUGGAUGUUGACCACGCUGGUGCUGACCAAGAGCUACGCCGGCAACCUCAUGUCCCUGCUGGCCGUGAGAUACUUGCCGCAGCCCUUCCAGACUCUAGAGGACGUCCUGGACCACCCGAGCGUCGCCAUGAUAUGGCAAAAGUAUUCUAAAAAUGAAGAAUUUCUAAGAGGUGUCCAGUUUGGUAUGUUUCGAGAAGUGGCGGACCUGGAGGAGAAGGGUCGUCUCAAAUUCCACACACAGACACAGUUCUCUAAGAGUCUUGACACCCUGGUGAGGACAGGAGAUCACGUCUUCGUCGAUAUUGAUACCACUGUUAAAAACUUGAGGGCCAUAGACGUUUCCAAAAAAGGCCGCUGUGACUUCUAUCUGUCCAGAGAUGGGUUUUUGCCAUUUUCUUCUUCCAUAAUAAGUCAGAAAACUAAUCCCAUCAUAAAAGGUCUCAAUCCGAGGGUGAUUGCCUUGACGGAAUCUGGGAUCUUCAAGUACUGGCUGCAGGACGUUCCCAACUUCACGCGAUGCAAUAAUGUGCCCAAAAAAGUGGCAUUAUCUACCACUCUCUCGUUCACUAACCUUUGGGGAGUGUUUGUGUUGCUGGCGGGGGGUCUGGCUGCUGGUCUGGUGGUCUGGAGCCUUGAGCUUUUGAACCUACCCAACAAAAAGUCCUCAUGGAAAACUACGUAACCAAAAACUUCCAUCCUUUUCCAAAUAUUGUUCUCGAAGGUGUCAUGAAACUGAGAUGUCAUGCACUUACCCAGUUGAAUUAAAAGUUACGAUUAAGGAAAAGAAAAUGCUACUUUAUCCCCCAUAUAAAUAUG